Molecule: messenger RNA, 131 nt
Organism: Diversispora eburnea
Lineage: Eukaryota; Fungi; Glomeromycota; Glomeromycetes; Diversisporales; Diversisporaceae
Source: the annotation of a GenBank genome assembly
AAGUAUAUAUUACUCGGCAAAUUGAAGAUCAAAUAGUGUUAGAACCUGAUGAACUCGUUACUAGUAAAGUAGAAGUUGUCAAAGCUCUAAUAUCAGCAGAAGGUAUUUUUAUCCAUCAAAAUAUAUUUUAA